Messenger RNA from Plasmodium inui San Antonio 1, 924 nucleotides. RefSeq lists its product as hypothetical. Gene Ontology annotation, cellular component: nucleus; cytosol. The transcript is spliced from 7 exons. NCBI's taxonomy places the organism in Eukaryota, Apicomplexa, Aconoidasida, Haemosporida, Plasmodiidae. Bases 1 to 924 code for a protein of 307 amino acids. The record is from RefSeq and is a predicted model, not a curated record. Gene Ontology annotation, biological process: protein folding; chaperone-mediated protein complex assembly. Gene Ontology annotation, molecular function: protein-folding chaperone binding; Hsp90 protein binding.
AUGCUUUUUUUUCGUUUUUUUGUUGUUUUCACCCUGACUUGGCUAAACGUUGUCUUAUCAAAGCUGAACUUCCAAAAUGAGCAGAUAGCGGCAUCCUUCUUCGAGGCUAACAGCGAUUAUCGUGUAACUAAGGAGGACGUAGUCGACGGUAUAGAGAAAUGCUGGUUCAACGUGACGAAUUACCUCAUUAACCAGUCAAUAAAGCAAGAGAACGACUUCAGCAGUGACGUCAAGACAGCCGUCAAUUCGAUGAAGCUCAAGCUCGACCAACUGGUCACCCUUUCGUACUCGAUUAAAAAAAUAGACACGGUAAACGCGUCCUUCCAGUGGGCCCAAUCCCCCGAGGAUAUUUUCCUCAACAUUAAGUUCUCCCACAGGUGGAGCUCGCCGGGCGCCCUAAAAGUGAAGGACGAAGAAGUGGUUGCCAAAAAAAACUUCUUCUCCUUUUCGGCCCUGAGUGACGACACCAACUCGGUGACAAAAAAGUACACCGUUGAUCUGAAGCUCCUCCAUGAUAUAGUCGAAUCGGAGACGAAGUACAACUUCGCGUCCGUUGGGAAGGUCGUCGUUACUUUGAAGAAAAAGGAGAAGCGAAUUUGGAAUCGCCUCCUCAAGUCAAAUGAGAAAAAUCCGAACAUGCAGGUCUGGUGGGACAUGAAGGAGAAGUACCACGACAGCGUCCAGUCAUUUUUAAAGGAAGAGGAAAAAAAAAGAAAACAAAGGAGUGGCAACAACGAAACGAAUGACAACGGCGAAACAAGUGUUAAUGACGAAGUGGGGACCAUCCCCGGGGAACAAAACAAAAUGGAAGAAACACAAUUUGACGGGAAUGAAAAUGAACAGGACGAAGGACAUAACGGCGGGGUGCCAUCAAAUGAGUCGAAAAAAGACAACCCCAAGAAUGCGAAAAACGAAGAAUUGUAA